Messenger RNA from Nicotiana tabacum (common tobacco), 2417 nucleotides. Its product is annotated as rust resistance kinase Lr10-like. The record is from RefSeq and is a predicted model, not a curated record. Lineage: Eukaryota; Viridiplantae; Streptophyta; Magnoliopsida; Solanales; Solanaceae. Gene Ontology annotation, biological process: protein phosphorylation. Gene Ontology annotation, molecular function: polysaccharide binding; ATP binding; protein kinase activity.
UAAGAGGAAGGUUCAAGCUUCUUUCUUUCUUUUAUUCUGCUAGUAUACACAGAUAUGUACAUAAAUUAGUGUGAGGGCGACUUUGCAAUCAUCAAAGACUGUUUGUUUCUUUUCCCCAAGAGAAAAUGACCCCAAUCCUUAUUCAUUUGUUUCUUCAUCUACUGCUACUACUACACUCUGGCGUAGAAGUAGCAGCCCAAGAUAAAUGCUUGCCAACAAGAUGUGGCGACUUUGGUCCGCUCAUCCGGUUCCCAUUCCGGCUAAAAAAUCAACAACCACCUGGCUGUGGCUACCCUGGUUUCGAACUAUCUUGUACAUCAGACAAUAUUACUCAAUUCAUGCUCCCAUUUCCCCUGUGGGCAUCGACCAAGAACAUUGACAUUUCACUAUCAACCAAUGUUUCUGUUGGGGAAAUUGAUUACAAGUCACAGAAAAUAAAAGUAUCAGGUUUCAAUCCUUUGUGUCUUCCAAGGCACCUUCAAAACAUAAAUGCGUCUGCUUCUCCGUUCACUACAAUUCCUCAGGAUCCAUAUGUUGGCUACACUUUAUUCAAUUGUUCCUCAGACAAAGGGUACGCAAUUCCUUUUGAUCGGAUAACUUGCCUUAGCGGCCCACAUUAUGACGUCCUUGCUCUUGCCUCUUCAAUGAGUAUCUCUUUUUUACCAUCUUCUUGUAAAUAUAUGUACAAUAUUUCAUAUAUCCCAGACGAGGUACUUUCUGGGCAACGAGAAUUAAGUCAAACCCAGAUUCCUCUCCAUUGGUCUGAACCAUUUUGUGGGAAUUGUGAAGCUGAUGGAAACUACUGCAAGUUGAAAUCCAAUGGUUCAGGUAGCGAAACCGAAUGCGUUGACGGCCCAGGAGAACCUAGCAAAGGGCUGUCAAAAGAAGGCAUUGUCGCAAGUGUACUGGGUGGUGCGUCUGCUUUUGUAGCAGUCUACGGACUAGUCAAAUUGAAAAUAAAGAAAGAGGAUCAAAAAAGGGUUGAGAGGUUUUUGGAGGAUUAUAAAGCUCUCAGACCUACAAGAUACAGUUAUGCAGAUAUCAAAAAGAUUACAAAGCAAUUCAAGUAUAAACUAGGUCAAGGAGGUUAUGGGAAAGUAUACACAGGGAAGCUGACCAAGGAAAUUCUUGUUGCGGUUAAGGUCCUUAACAAUUUCAAGGGCGAUGGUGAAGACUUUAUUAAUGAAGUGGGCAGUAUAGGCAGAAUUCACCAUGUGAAUGUUGUGCGCUUAGUUGGAUAUUGUGCUGAUGGAUAUCGACGAGCUCUUGUGUAUGAAUAUUUACCAAACGAUACGCUUCAAAAGAUCAUAUCAUCAGGGAAUGGAAACACGUCACUAGGUUGGGAGAAGAUGCAACAAAUAGCUGUAGGAAUCGCCAAAGGGAUCGAGUAUUUGCAUCAAGGGUGCAAUCAAAGAAUUGUACAUUUUGAUAUUAAGCCUCAUAAUAUCUUGCUAGACCAAGAUUUCAAUCCAAAAGUUGCAGAUUUUGGGCUAGCAAAGUUGUGUGCCAAGGACCAAAGUGCUGUAUCAAUGACUGCUGCUCGAGGCACCAUUGGCUAUAUUGCCCCUGAAGUGUUCUCCAGGAACUAUGGAAAUGUGUCAUAUAAAGCAGAUAUUUAUAGUUUUGGCAUGUUGUUGCUUGAUAUGAUUGGUGGAAGGAAGAAAUUUGAAGUCGCAAAUGAACAGAACGAUAUUAGUGAGAUUUACUACCCAGAGUGGAUGUACAAACAACUAGAGAAAGGAGAAGAAAUAGAAAUCCAAAUUGAGGAUGAAGAUGACAGCAGCAUAAUCAAGAAACUAGCAAUUGUAGGACUUUGGUGUAUUCAAUGGUCUCCAGCGGAUAGACCAUCCAUGAAAGUUGUGAUACAAAUGCUAGAAGGUGAAGGCAUUCCCAUUAUGCCAGCAAAUCCUUUCGGCUCUAUAAAUUCGCCAAACGUGGGUUCAAAUGCAGAAAGAAGCCAAUUCGGCUGUGAGCUUGGAAGCAGUUUUGGAACUGGUGCAAGUUUGAAUAUUGAGUAACUGUGAUAUAUAAUAUUUCUCACCUUAAAGAAAGAAACAAAGGGAAGGAGGCCCUCCCUACUUCAAUGGAAAGGGGCGAGUCGCCAUUUCACAGCCGCUCCUCUACAACUACCUUUCCCCAAACAUGAUCACGAACGAAGAUAGAGAAUUGCGUAUAUAGGAGGACGAAACGAACCAACCCGGUUGUCCUGAUCGGAAUGAUUGAAUCGAGACACUCUUUCUCUUAUAGCGGAAUUCCCCUUCACUUGCCAAACCUUCUUCUUCCUGGUCCUAUCGAACCAGACACUGAAUACCUGGCCGUACCCAAGUCUAGUCUGCUAGCAUAUCCUUGGUGUAUACCUAUAUCAAUUUGGUUGAAUAGGACUUUGAAUAUUUAUUUCUCAAACAGCAUCUAUACAA